Haemonchus placei is the source of this 675-nucleotide messenger RNA. The record is from the annotation of a GenBank genome assembly. NCBI's taxonomy places the organism in Eukaryota, Metazoa, Nematoda, Chromadorea, Rhabditida, Trichostrongylidae.
AUGCAUAUUACCCACAAACUAUCUGGCGGUAUUUAUUCGGUUGCCAAUUUGUUGGCUGAAAAGCAGAGGCCGUUGUCAUCGUGUGAGCAUACUCUACAAUGUGGACGUGAGAUAAUGGAAAGGUUGGGAGUGACCUUGGCAUUCCAACAAAAGCUUGCGCUUAUGCAGCAAGGUAGGUUUUUCUGUAUGUACUGUCACAUUUUCGCUUCGUAUUCAUAUAUCCACCGAUGCCAAUGGAAAUUCGUCACAUAUCAACAUCAAAAUAAUCCCGCUACGGAUAAGCAGUUCAAAUGCAGUCAGUGCGGAAAAACGUUUAAGAGAUCGUCUACGUUGUCAACCCAUCUUCUCAUUCACUCGGACACACGUCCCUAUCCCUGCCAGUAUUGCGGUAAAAGGUUUCACCAAAAAAGCGACAUGAAGAAGCAUACUUACAUCCAUACAGCGCAUAGUGAACAAAAUAGUUGCCUCACUGCAGUAAAAUUUCAGCCUUUCGCUUGUGAUGUGUGUGGUCGAACUUUUCAACGGAAGGUGGAUCGAAGACGUCAUAGAGAAGCACAUCAACCUUGUCAUUUUGAAGAUUCCGACGGUAGACCACCCGGCAUCUUUCUUACUCCGCAUGAAUCGAAACUAAACUGCCACUCUAUGUUCGUGAGCUGUUCCAUCUACAGCUUUUAA